GAGGCGGGGCUUUCCCAACCCAAGCCCAACAAUAACAACAAGAGCAGCGGCGGCACCCGGAAGCCCCGCGCGCGAGCUGGGGCUACUUCCGCCCACCGCCGCCACUUUCUUCUCUGAGGGAGGCGAGGAAGUCAGUGGGAAGGAGCGAAGGAAGGAAAGAAGGAGUGAGUGAGUCGCCGCCAUGAAGCUCCGCGUCCGGGCGCGGAAGCGAACGGCCCCGCUGGAGUUGCCUGAGGCGGAGCCAACCCUGGGGGACCUGCGAGCGCACCUCGGGCAGGCUCUCCUCCCUUCUUGGGGCUACAGUUCUGAAACAAAAUUUGAAAUUACCUUGAACAACAAAGACUCACUUGUUGGAGACCAGGACACCCUAGCAUCAUUUGGGAUUGUUUCAGGAGAUUUGAUAUGUUUGAUUUUGGAAGAUGAUGCAGCACUCAGAUUAUCUUCACCUUCCUCCUCAUCCCUUCCUUCAUCACAGAGUAAUCAUGGCUCAUCUAUCUCAGCAGUAUCCCACAGCCACCCCAGAAAUGAAGAUAAUAAAUUGCAUAAUGGACACAUAGAAGACCAUAAAAUCCAGUGCGAUAACCAAAUGAGUGACAAUAUGGCAGGGCCCAGUCAAGAGUUUACAUCAGAAGGGGGCCCAGAUGACCUUGACCUCCAAGAAGCUACAGGUUCUUUUCCUUCAGAGCCAAUGCUUUGCUGUGAAGCUACAGAUGGGCAAGUGCCACACUCACUUCAGACCCUCUACCACUCUGCAGAGUGCACCAAUGCCAAUGAUGCCUUGAUAGUUUCAAUCCACCUUAUCAUGAUGGAGACAGGAUAUGUACCACAAGGGACAGAAGCAAAGGCAUCAUCAAUGCCUGAGAAUUGGAGGAACAAAGGAGUUUAUAAGCUGCUCUAUACUCAUCCACUCUGUGAAAAUGGCUUUGCUGUCCUUACAUGUGUGCCCUUGGGAAACCUUAUUGUUGUCAAUGCUAUGUUAAAGAUCACCAGUGACAUCAAAAGUGUGAAGAGACUGCAGCUUCUGCCAACAUCUUUCAUUUGCUUUCAGGAUUCAGCAAAUGUUGUAGGUGUGUAUAAGGAUCUUCAGAAGCUGUCUCGUCUCUUUAAAGAUCGACUGGUCUACCCGCUUCUGGCUGCUGCCCGGCAAGCUUUGAACCUUCCUGAUGUUUUUGGUUUGGUGGUCCUUCCACUGGAACUGAAACUCCGGAUUUUUCGUCUCUUGGAUUUCCGUUCACUCCUCUCUUUGUCUGCUGUGUGCCAUGACCUCUAUGCAGCCUCAAAUGAUCAGCUACUAUGGAGAUUCAUAUAUCUGCGAGAUUUCAGAGAUCCUGUUGCCAGGUCUCGUGACACAGACUGGAAGGAGCUGUACAAGAAAAAAAUGAAGCAGAAGAGAGAUGCCCUGCGGUGGAGGCACAUGAUGUUUCUACCCCCUCCUCCCCUUCCCAUCCCUCUUCAUCCCAACCCACUGUAUCCCAAUCCUUUCCCUCCUAACCCUCUCUACCCACCAAUGAUCAUUGGUGGUGAAAUGGAUGAAAGGCCUACACCUCCUUACAUUGGUGACCCAAUCCACUCCCUCUUUCCUGCCUCUACAGAGUUUCUUCCAGGUGAGUAUCCUCUUGGGUCACACUUAGAUCCAUUUGGAUCAUUUCAAAAUCCCAAUCCCACACUCCCAGGAAGAACCAGUCGAGGCCGUCCGAUUGAUAGUCGCCGUGCAUUCAUAUGAUGGUUCCUUUAGUGUUUUCAUUUCCCCAUUCCUGGGCUUGCUUUGAAACUGUACGUCAGUUAUAAGUCUUCAAUGACUGACUGUUUUAACUAUGGCAGUGUGUAUGUACUAUGUAUUCUGAUGCCAAGGACUUGGGCCCAAAAACUCAGUAUUGACAACCAAUGCUCUCUCACUGGAGAUCCUUUCUGAAAGAUCUGUAUGGAACACUAUUCUUUCCACUUCCAUCUGCAAAUUGCUUCUUAGAAAAAGCAUUAGAUGGUUGGCCUUAGCUGCAUCAAAUAAAGCGCACUUUAAACACAAA
Messenger RNA from Anolis carolinensis (green anole), 2024 nucleotides. RefSeq names its product F-box protein 7 (gene fbxo7). The record is from RefSeq and is a predicted model, not a curated record. Gene Ontology annotation, molecular function: protein kinase binding. NCBI's taxonomy places the organism in Eukaryota, Metazoa, Chordata, Lepidosauria, Squamata, Anolidae. The transcript is spliced from 9 exons. Gene Ontology annotation, biological process: positive regulation of autophagy of mitochondrion. Bases 182 to 1723 code for a protein of 513 amino acids.